AUGACCACAUCCAAUGCUGCAGGACCUCGUCCCCAAGGCACCAAUUUCAGGGUAGAUGUUGACCUUGCUCAAGACUUGGAUGAGGAGAAUUUAAAGUGGGUCAAGAAGAACAAGUCAGAAAAAGAAGGGUACAACAAUGCCAAGAUGUACUAUGAUGAACCAUACAAAGCCCCCGAUCAGACAGAAGAAGGAGCUUUAACUUACAAAUGCAACUGGUGUCCAAAGUCAGUCCGAGUCAACAAGUCCACCGACUCAAACCUCAAAACUCAUCGCGAUGGUUCCAUCCACGGCAACCGUUUACGCAAGUCGUGCACUGGACGUGCGAAAUCAUUAGCGCAGGGGGCCAACCUCCCUCAGAGUGCCGAAGAGAAGCAUUCAGCCAAAGUCAAGACCACCACCUCAAGUGGAACCCUGACCGUCUACGUACAGAAAGGCCAAUUUGAUGUCAAGACCAUGAACAAAAUCCUAGUAUUUUGGAUAAUCUGA
Molecule: messenger RNA, 486 nt
Organism: Puccinia graminis f. sp. tritici CRL 75-36-700-3
Lineage: Eukaryota; Fungi; Basidiomycota; Pucciniomycetes; Pucciniales; Pucciniaceae
Exons: 3
Coding region: 1-486 (161 amino acids)
Source: RefSeq, a predicted model, not a curated record